Thyridium curvatum is the source of this 1140-nucleotide messenger RNA. RefSeq lists its product as uncharacterized. Lineage: Eukaryota; Fungi; Ascomycota; Sordariomycetes; Thyridiales; Thyridiaceae. The record is from RefSeq and is a predicted model, not a curated record. The transcript has a single exon. Bases 1 to 1140 code for a protein of 379 amino acids.
AUGCCGGAAUCGCUCGACAUCAAGCUGCAGAACAUGUCCGACUCGGACCAGGUCUACGCCUACGUGACCGGCAUCGCGCUGCAGCACGACGGCCGCCGCGUGCUCCUCAAGGCCAAUGGCCACGACUUAUACUUCCCAGAGUCGCCCUCGGAGAUCCUCCAGCCCCUCGCCGAGGACUGCGCCAUCCCGCUCGGCGCCCCGGGCAACACCGUCACCGUGCACAUCCCCCAGCUCGCCGGCGGCCGCAUCUGGUUCUCCCGCGGCGGCAAGCUCACCUUCCUGCUGAACCCGGGCCCCGCCAUCGUCGAGCCCUCGGUCCUGAACCCGUCCGACCCCAACGCCGCCGUCGACUUCGCGUUUGCCGAGUUCACCCUCAACGCCGACCAGCUCUUCGCCAACAUCAGCUACGUCGACUUUGUCUCGCGCCUGCCCGUCGCCCUGACCCUCCGGGAGCAGGGCGGCGCCGUCCAGCACGUCUCGGGCAUGCAGCCCGACGGCCUCGACCGCGUCGCCGAGGCCCUGCGCGAGCAGGCCGCCAAGGACGGGCGGCCCUGGGACAAGCUCGUCGUGCCCGGCGGGCCCGGAGGCGCGCCCCUGCGCGCCCUGAACCCGACGCACGGCGGCGCCGUGGGCGCCAGCUUCGACGGCUACUUCGAGCCGCUCGUCGAGGAGGUGUGGGCCAAGUACUGCGGGUGCGAGAUGAGGAUCAACACGCAGGCCGCGGCGGGCGUCGUGGGCGGCACCGUCAACGCGCAGGGGGAGCUCGUGCUCGGCGGCGAGGCCUUCGGCCGGCCGAGCACCGCCGACGUCCUGGGCUGCAACAGCGGGCCCUUCGCGACGGGCCCCUCGGCCGCGCGCAACGCCAUCAUCCCCCGGCUGGCGGCGGCGCUGCAGCGCUCGAGCCUGCCCGAGGUCGACGAGCACCCGUCGGACCCGUCGACUUUUUACAAGCGCGAGCCGACGAACCACUACUGCCGGAUCGUGCACGAGCACAACCUCGACGGCAAGGGGUACGCCUUUGCGUACGACGACGUGCAGCCCGACGGCGGCGCGGACCAGUCGGGCAAGGUGAACGCGGGCGAUCCGGCCGAGUUUCUCGUCGCUGUCGGUGGCCAGGACGCCUAUGCAGGGGAUCACUGA